GUAAAUAAAAUAGGUGGCUGACUGUAAAUUGCGGUAGUUGGUAUUUUUUGUUUUUAAAUUAAAAUGCGAAAUUUCAGUUAAUUUUAAAACAAGUGCAUUAAUUAUUUUCCAUUCUUUAAAUAUUUACUUUUUUGGGGGAAAUGUAGGUGUAUUUAUUAUGCAUAAAGAAUUUAAUUAAUAAUACAGCGUGUAGAUAGCUCAUAAUGUAUUCAAAAAGGUCUAUCAAGUACUUUCAAAUGAGCUUUGACCUGCAUCUAUGAGCUUAAUAUUAUUUCACCUAUAUCUAGAAAAGUGGUCCAGUCACUAUGCCAUCAGUGCAUCAUCAACAAAAUUCUGAAGUUCAGGAGCAAGGAGAUGCUCCAAACCAUCAGAAUGAUACCCAUAAUGCAGUUAACAUCCAAUCAUCUAAGUUAUCAACUUUUUCCACUUAUGUGCAUGCACUAAGGCCAUGGUCUUUCAGUGCAUCACUUAUGCCUGUAGCAAUUGGAGCUGUCCUUGCCUACAAGACCACUGAACAAUUUGACUUUAUCAUAUUUUUCAUAACUUGUCUAACAGCAGUGUCAGUUCAUGCAGCUGGGAAUGUUGUUAACACUUAUUUUGACUACAUGAAAGGAAUAGACAGUCGGCGAAGUGAUGAUCGAACCUUGGUUGACAAAAUAUUGACACCAGAUGAGAUUGUCCAUCUGGGUGUCAUUCUGUACACUUUGGGUUGUUGUGGGUUUAUAGGCAUUGUUCUUCUAUCCACAGCCAAGAUGGAACACUUGGCUCUUGUCUAUUUCGGAGGUCUAUCCAGUUCUUUCUUAUACACUGGGGGUAUAGGAUUAAAGUAUAUAGCUAUGGGGGAUGUCUUAAUUAUAGUAACCUUUGGUCCCCUAAGUGUUCUCUUUUCUUUUAUGGCACAAACAGGCUACAUGGAUUUUUACACCUUAUUUUAUGCUAUGCCAUUGGCAUUGAAUACCGAAGCUAUCUUGCACAGUAACAAUACCCGUGAUAUGGAGAAUGAUCACAGAGCAGGUGUUGUUACCCUUGCCAUACUGUUUGGCUAUGCUGGUUCCCACAUUUUAUAUGCUGUUCUCCUGUUCUUUCCUUAUAUUUUUUUUUCCAUUCUUGGUCUGCAGUACAGCCUUUGUUUUUUGCUUCCACUGAUUACCCUUCCAACUGCAUUUAAGCUAGAAAAGAUGUUUAGGGACCGGACUUUACAAAAAGUUCCCAAGGAGACAGCCAAACUGAAUGUAUCUUUUGGCUUGUUUUAUCUUCUGGCCUGUAUGAUGACCAACAAGGAUAAAUUUCCAUACUUGGGUGUGAUUUGAUUAGCAUUUUUUUACACUGGGUGUUUUUUCUUUAGAAAUUUUUAUGAAUGCAUUUCAUUUAAAGUUCUCAGUUCAUCACAUAUUUAUUUUGUGCUGGAUGUAAUUAGAAAGUUAAUCUUUGUGACUCAUCUGUUUUAUAAUGUAUGAAGGUGAGAUGAAAACAUGCAAGUCUUGCUUUGGUUUUUGUGUGAGACAAAUCUUAACUUAUUAAAAUACUUUUGUUAUUAAAAGAAAAUUAAUUUGAAUUUUCUUUUUUCAGUGUUUUUAAUUGUGCUACUUAAAACAAAAUGCUCUUCCAUACGUUGAGCCCAAAAUAUCUGUUGGAAAUAAAUGUAUUGAUUUUUGUAGAUUUUCUGAUAUUUUUAUAUUCAGUGACAUUCACUUGAAGUAAAUAUUACUGAUUGUAAAAGAUAUUAGCUGAAUUAAAAGCAAUUUCUUAUGAUGA
This is a messenger RNA of Argiope bruennichi, 1755 nucleotides long. RefSeq names its product ubiA prenyltransferase domain-containing protein 1 homolog (gene heix). Gene Ontology annotation, biological process: vitamin K biosynthetic process; menaquinone biosynthetic process. Bases 306 to 1310 code for a protein of 334 amino acids. Gene Ontology annotation, cellular component: endoplasmic reticulum; Golgi membrane. Lineage: Eukaryota; Metazoa; Arthropoda; Arachnida; Araneae; Araneidae. The transcript is spliced from 2 exons. The record is from RefSeq and is a predicted model, not a curated record. Gene Ontology annotation, molecular function: prenyltransferase activity.